Molecule: messenger RNA, 1775 nt
Organism: Puntigrus tetrazona (Sumatra barb)
Lineage: Eukaryota; Metazoa; Chordata; Actinopteri; Cypriniformes; Cyprinidae
Product: ras-related protein Rab-39A
Exons: 2
Coding region: 1-639 (212 amino acids)
Molecular function (GO): GTP binding; GTPase activity
Source: RefSeq, a predicted model, not a curated record
AUGCAGGUGCCCUGGAACUUCCGAUUCGGGAUCGUCAUUCUCGGAGACUCGGCCGUGGGGAAAUCGUCCCUUCUGCAUCGCUUCACCGAAGGCACGUUCGACGAAUCCCGCCAGUCUCCGCUGGGGAUCGAUUUCAAGGUGCACAACAUGAACUUUGACCCCGAUGUCGCGAUCAAGCUGCUUCUGUGGGACACGGCGGGACAGGAGAGAUUCAGGUCCAUAUGCAAGUCUUACAUGAGGAACUCUGUGGGCUGCGUCCUGAUGUUUGACGUGUCUCAGAGACAGACGUUUGACCGCGUGGCCAGCUGGCACGACGAAGUCCUGGACUACGUGAAGCCCAACCCGAUGUUCUUCGUCCUCGUGGGCCACAAAAGCGAUCUGGCCGUGGGCCGGCAGGUCAGGAAGAGUGAAGGAGAAGCUCUGGCUAAAAAACUCAGCAUGCUGGCUUAUCUUGAGGCGUCCACCAAAGAGAACGUUAACGUCAGCGAGGCGUUCGAGACCCUGACCAGAGGCGUGUAUGACCUCUUCCGGCAAGGCAAAAUCCCCACCCGGGAUGACUGGCACGGCUUGACGGUCGGGGCCGCCCUUAAAAAAGAGCCUCCUGCGACCAAAAAGCCUGCCUGCUGCAACUGUGGAUGAAUUUGCUGCGCGUUUCAGACUCGAGCGAGCCUUUCUGCGGAGUACUGUACUGAAAAAGGUGUUUACUGCAGUAUUUUACACGCGUACGCCUACCAAAACAGCACUGAAAUGUAGUAAAAGGGCUCGUGGAAUAACAGUUUAGAUUAAAGCUAAUCGUGAACGUAAGUAAACAUAAAAGAGAGAAAGAUUAAACUAAUCUAAACCUUUUUUUGGUGCAAUAAAAUAAAACAAUAAGGAAGUGAUAAUCAUUUUCGUGUUAAUCCUAAAAUACUUUAAACGAGCUCUUUUAAGUUUUCUCUCUAUACGCCUGUCUGUUCUUCAGUUUGUGACAGAAAGAGGAAAUGGCCAUUUUAACCCGUUCAGAGGAACUAAAACUAACUACAGGCGGAUUUUUAUAGUGUUUUGGUUUUGCUGACUAACUGCCAAAACUGUGUUCACGGCCAUCAUUUGUGAAAAAUCUGCACAUUUGUGAAAUAACGAUGGCCUUUUACAAACCUCGUGGGUCUCGAAUAAUAACAGCGCCAUCCAGAGGCUUUGAUGAGCAACUACAAACCUUUUUCAACAUAUUUAUUAAAAAAAAACGUUUUAAUUAAAUAAAAGCACCUAAAGUGAUUUAUAAAGAAUGAGUUUGAGCAAGCUUUUUGUAUUUAAUCGGCACUAUUGAGCACUUUUCCACUUUACUUUUAGCGUGAGCCUAGAUGUGAUUUUAAAGGGGACGCUGUCAUUUUAAACGCGAAUGUGCGCGACUUCCGGUUUCAUCGGAUUAUUUUUAGCGCGCUAAAGAAAACUAUGCUGCUUAAUAUUGCAAAACGCCAUUUAUUAACAUAUUAUAAUUCGUUUUCAUUAUAAAUGCACUAAUUUGUAAGGCAAUUAGUUUCACCCUUAUACUUCCUUAUUUAAGGCUAUAAUGAAUCGGAAGUCUCGCACAUUCGCAGAAAACUGAUCAAAAUAAGCUGGAUAUUGCACUUUUUAUUAUGAAACCGAUAACUGGGCAUCGGGUGAGGCUUUCUCUAGUCUUUUGGAUGAUUACAGAUAAUGAAUUCACCUCUCAGGAAACGCUGGAAAAUAAACAGCUUGCAAAGGUUUCAUUUCGGUCACAUUUUAUUGUAUUAAAAUGACAAAGAUACAAAAUUUAA